Molecule: messenger RNA, 2523 nt
Organism: Aplosporella prunicola CBS 121167
Lineage: Eukaryota; Fungi; Ascomycota; Dothideomycetes; Botryosphaeriales; Aplosporellaceae
Exons: 2
Coding region: 288-2189 (633 amino acids)
Biological process (GO): mitotic spindle assembly checkpoint signaling; ubiquitin-dependent protein catabolic process; protein ubiquitination
Cellular component (GO): mitotic spindle pole body; ubiquitin ligase complex; cell division site
Molecular function (GO): protein binding; ubiquitin protein ligase activity
Source: RefSeq, a predicted model, not a curated record
UACCUUAGUACAUGACUGCUCGUCUCGUCCUACUUAGAAGAAUCGCACACCUCGCAAAACGUCUGUCAGUUCGUUGUCGUUUCGGCCGUUGUCUGCGCCGCCCGUUCCCCGGCCACCCAUCCCUGUGUGAAUCCCUGCCAGCCUCGCCCGGGCAUUCACCUCAUCGUGGCCCUCGCCUCCGCCGCCCGUCCUGCUGCCCGUCGCCCAGCGGAGAAUUGAGGCCUUGCAGACUCCUCACCCUCCGUCUCUGACACGCCCGACCAGUCCCUUUGCCUGGUCGCCGGAUCAUGUUCACCACUCCCGCUGUCGCUGCACCCACCCUCUCGACCACGACCUCGCCAGCCUCGCCAACGUCACCCACCCGCACCGGUAGACUCCGCGGCCUGAGUUAUCUCCGUAACUACACCCACCAGCACUUCACCUCGUCAUCCAGCGAACGCUCGCCCGACCGUCGCCGUCCUUCGCUCGGCCGCGCUCGCAGCAACCCUAGCCCGCCCGGCGCAGACAGAUCCCGCCGGAGCGCCCCUCACUCCCUCAAUAACCCUUCCUCACUGCCUAGGCAGGCCCUCGUUGACGGAGCAACCGACUCGUCCAGCGGUUGGGUGCCCACUGUCGGAGGUCGCAGCGGUCUGUCUCGCGUUGCCACCUCUGCCGAAUCCUCCACCGCCUCUCCGCUCCCCGCAGCCAUGACACGCAACCGCGCCGAGUCUGCUGCUCCCUCGCUGGGCGUGUCCCACCAUGGCCCGCCGACCGUUAACAGCGCUGACUUUUCGGAGCUCUCGACCCCGGUGAAACAAUUGCCCUCGAUACGUUUCAUACCCCACGAAGACCCGCGGGCCGCUCGACCCUCGCUCCAGUUCCCCACCAUUUCUAGGACUCUUCCCAAUGAAGACUGCGUCAUCCGGGUCGGCAGGUAUUCGGAGAAAGAUAACAUCCCUACAGAUUUGCCUACAAACGUUCCUUCUUCUGCGCCUGUCGGUUUCAAGUCCAAGGUCGUUUCUCGCCGACACUGCGAAUUCUGGUGCACCGAUGGGCAGUGGUGGAUCAAGGAUGUGAAGUCUAGCUCUGGAACCUUCUUAAACCACAUCAGAUUGUCCCAGCCAGGCGUUGAGAGCAAGCCAUACAAGGUUGGGGAUGGUGACGUCGUGCAAUUGGGCAUCGACUUCAGGGGUGGCGAAGAAAUGAUUUUCCGUUGUGUGAAGAUCAGGAUCGAGUGCAACCGGAACUGGCAAAAGUCGUUGAACACCUUCAACAAGUCGACGCACAAGCGCCUGCGGAAUUUGGCUCAAUCCUCGACAAAAUCCAAGGAUUCAGAUUCAGCUAGCGUCCAGAGCACUGACUGCAGCAUCUGCCUGAUGUCCAUUCGCCCAUGCCAAGCUCUUUUCGUGGCGCCUUGCUCGCACGUUUGGCACUAUAAAUGCAUCGCAAGAAUCAUCAAUGGACCGACUUAUCCACAGUUCAUGUGCCCGAACUGUCGCAUGGUAAAUGAUUUGGAUGCAGACGUCAGCGAGCCAGAAGACUGGGAGGAAGAAGAUGACGGGAGCUUAGAAGACGCAUCGUCGCAGUCUAAGCUCGUUGUCGUCAAUGGUGACAGCAAGGAACACGGAGAAGAGGGGGAUGGAGAGGGCAGUUCAACUCCACGGGCAAAUGGGGUUCUGUCUUCAGAGCAGGGCGCUGAGAGCUCAAGUGCGGGGGCCAGUGCGUCAACUGGAAGCAACAUGAUACCCGAGGAGGACCUCGCGAGUGCUCUGGCCGAUUUUUCUCUCGCAGGACGAUUGCUCAAUGCUGGCUCAUCUUCCUCCGACGGCGACCAAGCGUCCGAUGGCGGUGUCCACACUCCUCCGGAAGAGGAACCUCACGGAGAAAUGGCUCCGUCUCCAUCGGCUAACGUGGCUCCCAUGCCGAUUAUGUCUGCCACUCCUGGUCCUGCUAACCACAGAAGCCCCUUCGGUGAAAGUACGAUGUUGAAUGCUACUCCGGGCGGUGGGGUCCAAUUCGGACUCACGCCCCUUUCGGCGCCGGCUGGGACGGAGUGCCCGAUGACGCCAAGGAACAAUGCCGGCCCCUUUGUCCUGGAUGGCAGCGGUGGUGGAUCAUCCGGAGCAAGCAGCAGUGAAGGUGUUCCCCUCGACCCCUCGGAAACGGGAGCAGGCGAAGAGGCUCAGAACACAGCCGAGAGGGCAGCAUAAUUUGGCCCCGGCGGCGUUGAUGAUGAUCAUCAGACCCUGUACAUGGAGGAAUGGAUGGCGCAAGAGGCGGUGAGCGAUUUUCAUUUUCGAUACCUGCUUUUAUUCGGGUUGACUGGCGUACCUAAGGUUGAUAUCAAACGUGGCAUUUUUUUUUUCUUGGUCACGGAGAGCUGAGCACUCAUGGCAAAUACCUAUCAGUAUUAAUUCGAUGAGGGCUAGCUCAGAAGCGGAUGGAAGCAAGGCAGUUGCUCUCAUUGCAUAGCGGAGGAGAGAAAAGGGUUAAUAUAGUACCAAGCACGUAGUACCUAGUUCAAUGAAGAUAGUGAUGAGUACA